AUGCCUCCUGGAAGUGAGGAGACCACAACAGGAGAUCCUGUAAAAGACGAUGAUCUGGAGUUUCCGUACUUGUACGAUAGUCCAAGUUGCGAGGCACGGGAUUUUGCCGAUCUUCUUGCGGAUGGAGCGGAGGAAUUAUAUGCCGGCUGCUCGAAAUACUCAAAGUUGUCUUUCCUAGUGAAGCUUUAUCACAUUAAGUGUAUGUGUGGUGUGAGUGACAAGGCUAUGACUUUGAUUUUGGACUUAUUGCGAGAUGCAUUUGAGCAAGCCAAACUCCCGUCCACUUUGUAUGAAGCCAAGAAAACUAUCCGAAAGUUGGGGAUUGAAUACAAAAAGAUAGAUGCAUGCCCGAAUGAUUGCAUGUUGUAUCGGGGUGAUGAUGAGAACGCGACCAAAUGCAAGCAGUGUGGGACUUCACGAUGGAAGCAAAAGACGCGAAAGGGUUCCGUUACGAAACUCAAAAUACCUGUCAGAAAAAAUGGAAAGCCUCUCCCAGCGAAGACUCUCCGUUACUUUCCUCUUAUACCACGACUGCAACGAUUAUUCAUGUGUAGCAAAACUUCAUCUGACAUGUUAUGGCAUAAAGAGGCAGAUAAUAAUGAUGGUGUUCGUUUAGCUUUAGCUAGUGACGGAUUUAAUCCUUUCGGAAAUAUGACUACGAAGUAUUCCAUUUGGCAUGUGAUUCUUAUUCCGUACAAUCUUCCUCCCUGGCUAUGCAUGAAACAGGUAUCUUUUAUACUAUCUAUGAUUAUUUCCGGUCCUAAAAUGCUGGGUAACGACAUUAAUGUUUAUUUGAAGUCCUUGGUGGAUGAGUUGAAGCAACUCUGGGAUGGCGUUGAAACUUAUGAUGCUAAUAAGGAGACCACUUUCAAGAUGCGUGCGGCGUUAAUGUGGACUAUUAGUGAUUUUUCAGGGUUGGGAAAUUUAUCUGGGUGGAACACGUACAGUGGGUUAGCAUGUCCCACGUGUAACAUAGACGCUAAGGCUCAGCGACUAACAUUCAAUCGAAAAUGGUGUUACACGGGCCAUCGCCGCUUCUUGAAUCAGGGCCAUAAAUAUAGACUAGACCGGAGUAGAUUUGACGGACAAGUUGAAAGCAGAGAUCCACCGAAGAAGUAUUCUGGAACAGAUGUCUUAAGGCAGCAGUGUAACAUGCAACUAUCGUUUGGGAAGAACUCAACUUUGACAGCUAAAAGAAGACGCAUUGGUGAAGAUGCAGACCAAGAUGACUCGUAUUGGAAGAAGAGGAGUGUGUUCUUUGAACUCUCGUACUCGAAGGAUCACAUGUUGCGUCAUAACCUUGACGUGAUGCAUAUAGAGAAAAAUAUUUGUGACAAUGUGGUCUUCACUAUCUUAAAGGAUAGCGUCAAAUCAAAAGAUAAUCUUAAAGCCCGCAAAGAUUUACAAAGCAUGGGCAUAAGGCCUGAAUGA
Molecule: messenger RNA, 1431 nt
Organism: Arachis ipaensis
Lineage: Eukaryota; Viridiplantae; Streptophyta; Magnoliopsida; Fabales; Fabaceae
Source: RefSeq, a predicted model, not a curated record